Molecule: messenger RNA, 2078 nt
Organism: Lotus japonicus
Lineage: Eukaryota; Viridiplantae; Streptophyta; Magnoliopsida; Fabales; Fabaceae
Product: RNA polymerase sigma factor sigF, chloroplastic
Exons: 9
Coding region: 174-1871 (565 amino acids)
Biological process (GO): DNA-templated transcription initiation; regulation of DNA-templated transcription
Molecular function (GO): DNA-binding transcription factor activity
Source: RefSeq, a predicted model, not a curated record
AAGCUUGAAAUUGAGGUGUGGAAGAGAAGAGAACAGAGUAUACAGAACCAGAAACACAAACCAAAAAGCCUUGUUCCUUUUGCUCUCUAACAUCUAUCUAAUCAUUAUCUAUCCUUAAAUCCCUCCCUCGUUGUUGGAAACUGGAACCUGUUGAACUCCUUGUCGCGAAACUGAUGAACGCCGCUAAGAGCAUGUUUUCUUCUUCAUCUCCACCGUUUUCUUCACCUACAGUUAUGAUGCUUCAUGAACAAGCUGUUCCUGCUGUUUCUUCUUGGCCUUCUGGUAUUGCAGCACAGCAUUUUCCUACUUCAGUUCUUUUGCAAGAGCAGCGUGAUGAGUAUAAGCCUCUACUUCACAUCAAUAAGGAAGAUAAGACACCCCAGGCGACUUCGAGUAUGAGGCCGAUGGAUGUGGCCUUAGUUCAAGAGAAGAACAACACUGGCAAUGCUGAUGAGUUAGUGCACAACUUUAUGCAGCAGUUGCAUCUCCGGUGUCAUUUGCAGAACUUAUUGAGUUCUUCGCUAACCAGGGAAAUUGCUGCUUCUUCGACUCUGCAAUCUAUUACUGAUGAUUCAGAGCGGUCUCCGGAUGGCCUUCAAUGGAAUGCAGUUUCUCUUGCUAAGCAAGCUUUGUCAGCCUCAAAACAAGCAGCUGCAGUAGCUGAGGAGUCGAAACUUAUUGAAGCUGAUGAUGAUGAUAAUGAUGAUUCACUUCCUUUCGGUCUGGCCUCCACAUGUUUCCCCGACUCUUCAGUUAGAAGGAAUAAAAUUGUGAGGUCAACACGGCUUAAAGAAAGACGAUCUAAACAGAGAAAAGUAUCAAAAUCGAGUGUUCUUGACGAUGAAAGUUACCUUACAAGAAAGUCAGAUGUUCAAGGAAGGUUACGUGUAGAGAAGAAAUUAAAAGAAGGGCUUGAUCAAAAUGAUCCCCUGCGCAUGUUCUUAUGGGGUCCUGAAACUAAGAAACUUUUGACCUUUGAAGAAGAGUCUCAAUUGAUUUCUCAGAUACAGAAUUUGUUCAGAUUGGAAGAAGUGAAGAUCAGGCUUCAAUCUCAGUUUGGGCGUGAACCAACUAUGGCUGAAUGGGCAGAUGGUGUGGGUCUUAGCUGUUAUGCCCUGCAGACACAGCUUCGUAGUGGUACAAGAAGCAAGGAAAAGCUGAUUCAUGCCAAUUUACGCAUGGUAGUUCAUGUUGCUAAAAAUUAUCUGGGGCGUGGUCUCAGCUUUCAGGACUUAUUGCAGGAGGGAAGUAUGGGUCUCAUGAAGAGCGUUGAAAAGUUUAAACCCCAAGCUGGUUGCCGGUUCGCUUCUUACGCUUACUGGUGGAUAAGGCAAACAAUAAGGAGGGCCUUAUUUCUACAUUCUAGGACGAUCCGUCUUCCGGAGAAUGUUUACACCCUUUUGGGCAAGCUCAUCGAAGCAAAGAAAUUCUACAAUAGAGAAGGAAAUGUUCACCCCACAAAAGAAGAAUUAGCAAGAAAAAUAGGAGUUACAGUAGACAAGUUGGAAAUAUUGCUAUCUGCUGCCAGAAUUCCACUUUCGAUGCAGCAAACGGUGUGGACAGACCAGGAUACAACUUACCAGGAGAUUACUGCAGACACCGCAAUUGAGACCCCAGAUGUGUAUGUUGCAAAACAGCUAAUGAGGCGUCACGCGCGCAACCUUCUACAUACCUUAAACCCAAGAGAAAGGAGGAUAAUCAGGCUAAGAUUUGGCAUUGAAGAUGGCUACGAGAAAUCUUUGUCAGAAAUUGGCACUGUAUUUGGUUUGUCUAAGGAGAGGGUCCGACAGUUGGAGAGCCGAGCAUUGGAUAAGCUCAAGCAGUGCCUUGCUAGUCAUGGACUUGAUGCAUAUGCAAACUUGCUUGUAUAGUUGUAUAGAUAAGUAGACACCAAAGUUAUGGAAGGCUGUUACUUUUAUCCUAGUUAAGUACAAAAAAGGAGUAACUAUCCAGCUUUUGACAACCCCCCAUGACAAUUGAGGAUGAAUGGGGUGAUUAUAGCGUGUUUAUUUCAUAUUUUCUUUCGUUGGAAUCAAUUAUAAAAUUAAGAAGCUACUCACAAAAGCUUCUUUCUAGAA